UUCUAACAGGCUAUAUAAGAGGGGUAUAACCAAUACAAUUUCAUAUAUUUCGGGUUUGAAGAGACUUUAAAACUGGUUAGACUUCCCAUAAUUCGCUGUAUUGGAAUUCAAAAACUUGGAAAUCAAAGAUGAAGUCAGUUAAACAGAUUCAAUGUCAUCAAGUUUUCACCAUCUUGCUCAUUCUGUUCCAAAGUUUGACUGCUGUAAAUGGAGUUGGAUUCAGAUUUGACUCACAAGAGGCGCGAGACCACAACUGCAAAGCCGUUAUUGGGACCGAAAUGUCAGUGGAUUUAAACAACAUCGAACCAUAUCAUUUGGUUAAAGUUCACUGCAGCAACGUAGAACUUAGCUCAUCCUUCAAUUUCACGACUGUCAUUUGUUUACCGAUAUGUAGAGAUCCGAUCACAAACGAAAUUUUUUUGAAAGAAGACGGCAAUCGUGCUUAUUAUAUUGAAGAAAUAACUACGGUAAAGAAAUUUCUAAACAAUAUUCGAAUGCCUAUUACACUUGGAUGCCGAUGUGUUUUAAAAAGCACUGUUUAUUAA
Molecule: messenger RNA, 545 nt
Organism: Styela clava
Lineage: Eukaryota; Metazoa; Chordata; Ascidiacea; Stolidobranchia; Styelidae
Source: RefSeq, a predicted model, not a curated record